This is a messenger RNA of Aaosphaeria arxii CBS 175.79, 1340 nucleotides long. RefSeq names its product putative tyrosine-protein phosphatase. NCBI's taxonomy places the organism in Eukaryota, Fungi, Ascomycota, Dothideomycetes, Pleosporales. The transcript has 2 exons. The coding region runs from base 289 to 1182 and encodes 297 amino acids. The record is from RefSeq and is a predicted model, not a curated record. Gene Ontology annotation, molecular function: phosphoprotein phosphatase activity. Gene Ontology annotation, biological process: dephosphorylation.
GGCACUGAAGUGAACCCCGCAGUCCCAGACCUUUUGCCAAACUUAUUGCGGGUGACCAUUCAACAUGGGCAGAAGCAUUAGCGAGCCUCGGAAAAAGCAAGGAUGAAUGGGGAAGUGAGGGUGUCAACCCCACGGCCGAGUCCCCCCAUGUAACAUGGGUAGCUGACGCCGGGUGUUAACGAGAUCAAGCUGAACGUACCUAUUGAUGACAAACCUGAAGUGGUCACUCAGUUGACGCAUUUUAGCUCAUUGCAAAACCAGAAGAAAGCCUACUCUACUCCGUUGACAAUGCACUCUGUAAAGUCGACAGAGGUGAACUCGCCAGAAACUUUGUCACCACGACCUGCUCCGCCGGACUUCUUUCCGUUCUAUAUUGUGCCGGGCAUCUCCAAUUUCCGCGACAUAGGCGGAUGGCCUUCUGCGACUGGUCAAAUUCGCAAGGGGAUAUUGUACCGCGGGUCAGACACCAAUCGCGUGCAGCCUGACGGCAUUGUGAAGCUCCAGGGGCUGGGUAUCAAGACAGAUUUCGAUCUUCGAAGCAAGCAGCAGAUUGAAAAGACGGGCGGGUACAAAGAAAUCGACGGAAUUGAACGAAAAUGGACUCCCGUGUUCAACGACGAGCAAUAUACGGAGGAAGCGGCGAGAAAACGAUAUGAGUUGUACGCUGGAGAAGGGGCAGAUGGCAUCGUAGAAGCAUUCGUGGAAAUUCUUACUUCUGGAGCACAAAUGUUUGGGACGGUCUUGCGCCAGAUCAUAGCCACUGUACCAACUCCUACAGACAGUGACAUGAGGACUGCGCCAGCUCUCUUCAUGCACUGCACCACAGGCAACAAUAGGACCGGAGUCUUCAUUGCGCUACUACUACUUUUGUUGGACGUUCCCACAGAACUUGUCGUUAACGAUUAUACGCUAUCGGAACAGGGUCUCGCCCCGACAAGGCACAUCAAUGUAGACAGAUUAUUGAAGAAAGGUGCAUUCGAGGAGUAUGGGCCCGAUGAAGCGAGACGAAAAUGUGAGCGAAUGGUGGGAGCCAGAGCUGAAAGCAUGCUUGCCUUGGUGGAAGAGGUAGAUAGACGAUGGGGAGGCCCAAAGGGAUACUUCAAACAAGAGGUCGGUCUUGGGAACGCAGAGGUCCAGAAACUACGUGAUAUCUUGAUAGUCCCAGCUCCAUCUGUUGGAUAGUGUAAAGGUCCAAUACAGGUACGGCAAUGACGGUAAUAAGAAUGACAUUUCGUCGAUGCGAAGAAUUUAUUGUGUAUACUAGUCGUGUGUCCAGAUCUGUUGAAACGACCCAGGGACUGAAGACUGCAUGUUACAUUGCAGUUAUUUUAUAUAUUUUC